CUGAAGGCAGCAGCAGUCAGUCACACCUGGCGUUGAUCAGCGGGUGAUGGGACUGAUAGAGGCGGCUCUGCGACGGAGCAGCUCCAGUCUCCUCUGUUCUCUCCCUCUCGGUGUUUAGUGGAGUCCUCUCCUGUUGUCAGAUAUGAAACUGUCAGGACUGCUGGCUGCGUUUUUAAUCCUCUGUGCUGGCGGGAGAGUUUUGGGGAUAUCUCAUCCCAAACCUGCCUGCCAUUACCCACCAUCUCAGUGGUGUCGAUCGCUGGAGAUCGCGAUAGAGUGCCAGGUUCAGAAGCAGUGUAUGGAAGUGAAUGCUGCCAGACCAAACCAGGCUGUUCCUCCAGUAUCUGUCACUCUGUACUAUGAGAGUUUGUGUCCAGCUUGCAGAAUCUUCAUCUCCCAGCAGCUGUUCCCCACCUGGACGAUGCUGCAGGACAUCAUGACCCUCACUCUGGUGCCCUACGGGAACGCUAAAGAGUUUCCGUCAGCCAAUUCUCCCUUCACCUGUCAGCAUGGAGAGCCUGAAUGCAGAGGAAACAUAAUUGAGGCCUGUAUCAUCCAUUUAACGGGACACUCAGCAGCUCACAUCGUCUACUGCAUGGAGUCAGCUGCAGAUGUUCUCAACGCUGCUCGGCCUUGCCUCCAACUCUACGCUCCCUCUGUUUCCUGGUCGAGUGUUGACUCCUGUGUGAAAGGAGAUCUGGGAUACCAGCUGAUGCACGCCAACGCUGUCAUGACCAGAGCUCUGAACCCUGCUCACACACAUGUCCCCUGGGUCACCUUCAACGGGGAAUACACAGAGGAGAAUGAGGACAAGGCAAUGUCGUCCCUUUUCCGUUUGGUUUGCCAACUUUACAAGGGGGUGAAGCCUCCAGCCUGCACUGGAGCCCCGGUCAGACUGGAGAGAAGCUUCUGCUGAACUCAACAAAAUCAGCUUUAUAAUGGUCUGUGUGCUGCCUGCAGGAAAACAGCAGAUCAUAAUGUACCAAAUAACACCAUUAAAUUCAUACUGACAGGUAUAGUUUUUGUUCAAGGAUGUUUGUUUGUAGUUUAACAAUGUAGAUAUAGGAUCAUACUGUGGGAUUUUGUCUGUUGUACCUUGAUGGGACUUUUGGGAAACCAUUUGAAAGUGGACUAAAUCUUGCAUGUAGCUCUUGAGUGACAUUAUUUCCAUUUGAAACACUUUUUUGUUCAUUAGGGUGACUGUACAAAACAAAGAAAUAACAAUUA
Messenger RNA from Xiphias gladius (swordfish), 1227 nucleotides. Its product is annotated as gamma-interferon-inducible lysosomal thiol reductase-like. The coding region runs from base 143 to 916 and encodes 257 amino acids. Lineage: Eukaryota; Metazoa; Chordata; Actinopteri; Istiophoriformes; Xiphiidae. Gene Ontology annotation, molecular function: oxidoreductase activity, acting on a sulfur group of donors, disulfide as acceptor. Gene Ontology annotation, cellular component: lysosome. The transcript has 7 exons. The record is from RefSeq and is a predicted model, not a curated record.